Molecule: messenger RNA, 505 nt
Organism: Peromyscus eremicus (cactus mouse)
Lineage: Eukaryota; Metazoa; Chordata; Mammalia; Rodentia; Cricetidae
Product: thymosin beta-15A-like
Exons: 1
Coding region: 178-309 (43 amino acids)
Biological process (GO): actin filament organization
Molecular function (GO): actin monomer binding
Source: RefSeq, a predicted model, not a curated record
ACUGUCUUCCUCCUGUCCCCUGACCUCUCCAUCCCACACCACAUGAACUGCACUCCUUCUCCUAAUCUUGGAUUUCUUCUAAUUUUAUAAUAAUGUGCCCUAGGAAUCUCAGUUUGAGUGAGAAGCAAUCUCAGCUCAGUGACAGCCUUGUAUGCACCCUGAAGCUUUCUUUCAGGUAUGAUACAUGAUAAACCAGACUUCUUGAAAGUGGAGAUGUUUGACAAACUGAGAUGGAAGGAAAUUAAUACUGAAGAAAAAAACUUUCUGUCACAGGAAACCAUCCAGCAGGAGAGCGUGCAAACAUCAUAAAUUAAUGCUCUCCUUCUAAGAGCAAACUUUAACGUUGCCUAGGAAUCUUUGUUUUAGACUAGUUUUUGCGUUUAAUUUUUUAAAAUUUAUUUAAUUUUAAUUUAUGUGCAUUGGUGUUUUGUCUGCAUUCAUGUCUGCAUGAGGGUGUUGGAUCCUGUGGGACUGUAGUAACAGACAGCUGUUAGCUGCCAUGUGG